Messenger RNA from Colletotrichum acutatum, 2653 nucleotides. Its product is annotated as endomembrane protein 70. The transcript has 2 exons. The record is from RefSeq and is a predicted model, not a curated record. Gene Ontology annotation, biological process: vacuolar transport; protein localization to membrane. The coding region runs from base 470 to 2401 and encodes 643 amino acids. NCBI's taxonomy places the organism in Eukaryota, Fungi, Ascomycota, Sordariomycetes, Glomerellales, Glomerellaceae. Gene Ontology annotation, cellular component: endosome; fungal-type vacuole membrane.
AUGGACGGUACCUACGGAGUACGUGUACGCUUCGAAAGCUGGACUGUAGGGGUACGUGGUGACUAAGCCAUAUUUGGGACAGUUGUUCGAGAGGCAGCAGGAGCUCCUGUAAAUGAGAUACGAAGCUCCCGGACCUGACACAACAAAGGCAAUUGGCCAUCUGUCCACCACAAAGCAACUCUGCUUCUUGCACAAACACCACCGCGAGCUUCCCGUGCUCUUGACGAACCAACUUUACCGCCAUCAUCCAGGUGCAGACGGAACGCGGAUGAUCCACCGGCUAUAAGCCGCUUUGCGCUACCUGGACCUUACCGAGAACCAAGGGUACGUAAUCGCGGUCCAUCCAUCGGGGUAGCUAUUACCAUCAGUUUCAUGUUUCACGCUACCUUGCCUCUGGCUACCAUCUUCUCUUUCGCAAAGUAUUAAGACUGAUCGCAACAUUUGGGCAGAGCUCUAACAACUCGACACGAUGCAACUACGAGACAUGGCGCCUUCGUCGGCGUUCGUGGCCUCUUUGCUGGCUAUUCCACAGCUCGCUUCCGCCUUCUACUUGCCAGGUGUUGCGCCCACCUCUUACAAGAAGGGCGACGUUGUUCCCCUCUAUGUGAACAGCAUCAAGCCGGUCGCCGCCCCCUCCGAUUCCCGAUUACACUCAAUUGUUUCCUACGACUAUUACCACCCUGGCUUCAAAUUCUGCGAGCCCGAACCUCGUCCCGAGUAUGUGUCGGAGAGCCUGGGCAGUAUUCUCUUUGGAGAUCGCAUCAUGACGUCGCCUUUCGAGCUGCGCAUGAAGAACAACGAGAAGUGCAAGCCGCUUUGCAUCCAGAAAUAUCCUCCGGCGGCCGUCGGUUUCGUCAAGCGCCGCAUCGAGCAGGGCUACAGCUUGAACUGGCUUGUGGACGGCCUGCCUGCCGGACAGCAGAUCUACGAUGAUUUCACGAACACGACUUUUUACAACCCUGGAUUCUUGAUGGGCGGCGAGGACGAGAACGGCAAUGUCAUCUUCAACAACCACUACGACAUCAACGUCGAAUACCACGCCGUCAACGGCGAUCAGUCGCAGCUGCGCGUCGUUGGUGUCGUUGUCGAGCCGAGCUCGCGUGCCUACCCCGGUCUGCUCGACUGCAAUAACCAGAUGGAGCCCAUCAUCUUCGAGGAAGACGGCACUGAGAAGGAGGUCAAGUUCUCGUACUCGGUGUUCUGGAUCGAGUCCAAGACAGCUUGGGCUACCCGUUGGGACAAGUACCUGCACGUAUUCGAUCCCAAGAUCCACUGGUUCUGGCUCGUUGACACCGCAAUUAUCGUCAUCAUUCUGAUCCUGACGGUCAUGUCCAUUCUUGUCAGAGCUCUGAAGAAGGACAUCGCGAGAUACAACCGCCUUGACCAGAUCAACUUGGAUGACCUCUCUGGCACUUCGGCGCUCGAAGAUGGCGUACAGGAGGAUUCGGGAUGGAAGCUAGUCCACGGAGACGUCUUCCGCAACCCUUCGAACCCUCUUCUGCUCUCGGUCCUGCUCGGAAACGGUGUUCAGCUUUUUGUCAUGACGGGCUUCACCAUCUGCUUCGCCCUCCUCGGCUUUUUGUCGCCCUCUAACCGUGGAUCCCUCGGAACAAUCAUCCUGCUUCUUUACACUAUCUUGGGCUUUGUGGGCGGUUACAUCUCUGCGAGAACGUACAAGUCGUUGCAGGGCGAGAAGUGGAAGAUGAACAUCGCGCUGACUCCGAUCUUGGUGCCGAGCAUCGUAUUCGGUGCCUUCUUUUUCCUCGAUCUCUUCCUCUGGGCGAAGCAAUCUUCCGGUGCCGUGCCCUUCACCACCAUGCUGGUCAUCAUUGCCAUCUGGUUCAUCCUGUCGGUGCCACUGUCGUUCGCCGGAUCCUGGAUGGGUUUCCGCGCAUCUCCCGUUGAGGCCCCUGUCAAGACCAACCAAAUUCCUCGCCAGAUCCCUCCUGCCACCUCCUAUCUGAGACCGAUUCCGAGCAUGCUUAUUGUCGGUCUCUUGCCCUUUGGCGCCAUCUUUGUCGAACUCUACUUCAUUAUGAGCUCCGUCUGGUUCAGCCGUAUCUAUUACAUGUUUGGUUUCCUGUUCCUCUCGUACGGCCUCAUGAUCGUCACGACUGCUUCCGUCACCAUUCUCAUGGUGUACUUCCUGCUCUGCGCCGAAAACUACAACUGGCAGUGGCGAUCAUUCCUUGCUGCGGGCAUGAGCGGUGGCUACAUUUUCCUCAACUGCCUUUUGUACCUGUUCACCAAGCUGAACCUGAGUAACCUGGCCGGUACCGUCCUCUACGUCGGCUACAGUGCUUUGAUCUCGUUCUUGUUCUUCAUUCUUACUGGGUCCAUUGGCUACUUCGCAAGUUGGUGGUUCGUCAGGAAGAUUUACGCCUCCAUUAAGAUUGAUUAAACAGCAUUGCAUUCGGGCGUUAAUGUGAGGCGACGGGUUCAUGCUAUUGUAUCAACGUUUUUGUACGAAUACUCACUCUCGUCCCCCGAGCGUUGCAUUAUAGUAUUGAUGACACGCUUUGGCCUAGGAGCAGAGCGUGGUUGGUCAUGAGGUUCCAAAAAAUGAUAUUCUUGUUAGAUGGUAGACGGCAGGGAUUGGUAGACGGGAGCGAGCUGCCUCCAGCUUUUAGCAAAACAACAGCGCAUGUACAGU